Molecule: messenger RNA, 378 nt
Organism: Diaporthe amygdali
Lineage: Eukaryota; Fungi; Ascomycota; Sordariomycetes; Diaporthales; Diaporthaceae
Exons: 1
Coding region: 1-378 (125 amino acids)
Source: RefSeq, a predicted model, not a curated record
AUGUCCUAUAACAGUCCCACAAUCCAAAAUGGCCGCUUGAGCCACCGACGCAACGCCUAUUUCAACCCCCGGCUCUUCCGCGUCUCGGAACUGAUUCAGCACCCAGUUCGGAUCACUUACCGCGAAUUCUGCUUUUUGGUCUGGCUCAUCUAUGCCUUGGUUCGAGGAUUCAUCUGCGCCAGGAACAUCGUGAUUUUGAUCGGAUAUACGGAUGUGAGGAAUGUAUGCUUCAUGGGGCUUACCUUUUACCGCUGUAGCUGGACCGUGGCUUGGGCUGUAUUUGACAUUAUCUGGGUAUGGUUGUCAGAGGUUGUUCCCUGGGCCAUUCUGUGUGCGGUUGUGGUGAUUUUGGGCGAGGCAUUAAUGAAGUCGAGAUGA